Messenger RNA from Prunus mume (Japanese apricot), 1267 nucleotides. NCBI's taxonomy places the organism in Eukaryota, Viridiplantae, Streptophyta, Magnoliopsida, Rosales, Rosaceae. The record is from RefSeq and is a predicted model, not a curated record.
AAGAAAAUGCAAGAAAGAAAAACAACUGUAUUAACUGUCUGAGAGGCUGGCUGGCAGCUUCAACAGCAAUGGCUGCAAUCUUCCAAACCCUGCUUCCCAUUUGUUAUUCCAGACAGGCCAUAUCCUCCCCUGCUCCAUGGACUCCCCUUAGACCACCCAUCUCAGAUUCCAUAGCCUCUUUGGCCAUUUCAAACUUAAAUAGGCGGCAAGGACAAGUGGCAGUCUCAGUUGCCUUCAAUCCAUCUGGGAAUUUUGACAUCUCUUUGUACGAUGAGGAAGAAGACACUAGUAAAGUUGAACCGCCAAUGCCACCAAGUGAAGGUCGAUUUGAAAUAGUUCUUGAUAAUGAUGUGAUUCGGGGUCUUGACUUAUCCCCAUUUCAUUCUGCAACUGGGAUUACCAAUCCUUCAUCAGCCAAGCCAAAAGAGUUUCUUGAACGUACAAUUGGCUUUACCAUUAACUAUACAAGAGAAGAUCCACGUGAUCCCAGAGAACUAUCAGAAUUCCCUGAUAUAAGACUCUGGUUUUUGAGACUUGAUGCCUCCUAUCCCUGGUUGCCUGUCCUCUUGGAUUGGCGAGCCGGAGAACUGGCUCGUUAUGCUGCCAUGUUGGUUCCACACCAGGUAUUGUAUUUUAUAACAAUGCCAUUGUGUCAGAGUUUGAGAGUGAGGAGGGGUUUACCAUUGUUUAAUGGAAUGACCUUUGAAAUCUUAUCUUUGCAGAUGAACACGAGGAUGGGGGUGGUCUUCAAUCCUGAGGCACUGGAACUAUUCGUUAUGCAGAAGGUUUUUAUUGUGUACUCAUGGUUGAAGCAACAUGACAUUCCAAAGCCUAGAUUGAAGACCAGUGACAUGGCUAGGAUGCUUGGGUUUGGAAUUGGAGAUGAGCUCUAUGACUUGAUCGAUAAACAUCCACUGAAAACAUCAUAAACAAGUCCCAACUUAGAGUUUCCUAAUGUCAUACAUGAUUGACAAAUAAAUACCCCGUCCCGGCAUUGAUGGUGAGCCUAAUUUACUGUCACAAGGAGUUGCACCCCUAUUCUUUGAUGGUGACAGUGAAUCGAUGUCACAGGGAAGCUGCUACUAAAACCAAUGAUUUACUAGAGCAGGAGAGGAUCCUUUCUUCAGUAGCACAAUGGUUCUUUCUAACUUCAACUUUUGAUACAGGUUUCAUCAAAUUCUAUUUCACAAAGUAAUUGUCUGAGAAAAGGUGGUUCAUAGAUGUUCAACAGAUACAUAUUGCCAUGAACUACUGGGUACUCCUUAGA